CAGACAUAUGUGUGGCCAACAACCAAUCAAACCUGAUUCGUGCCGUUAAACAUUUGAACUUUGAAUAUUCAAAAAUACAUAGUAGUGGUGUUCACGUUAAUAUAACUACUUUGAACUUUUAUUACUGUAAAAUAUAAGUAGUAACAUCUGUUAUUAUUAGAAAUAUUUUGUACAUAUAGUUUCAGCGAAUGAAAGUAUUCGAAAUAUUUUUUUAACAAUGAAUGUGUUGGUAUAGUAUUGAGUGUCACUGGUUUCCGCCAUUCCCUCCGCACCCCUGUGACUAACACAGCAUAUCAUCUUGUUAUGAUUGUAUAGUUCCUGUUCUUAUCUUGAAUCCAAAGACGUUUACGACUGUACUGUCGAAAUUCGCGACUGCUGUCAGUUUCCUAACCUCUUCACCGACGAAUGUCCCGGUGUUUUGUGUUGUGUUCAAUUAAUAGUGAAUUAUAAUCGCAUAACAUGAUGUCGCGGUCAGUGCGUGCAGAGACUCGUAGUCGUGCCAAGGAUGAUAUUAAGCGUGUAAUGCAAGUUGUUGACAAAGUUCGCCAUUGGGAGAAGAAAUGGGUCACAAUAGGGGAAACGACUAUGAAGAUUUAUAAGUGGGUGCCUAUUUCAACGCUUGAUCAGAAGAAGGGAAAGACUGUUGCAGAUAAAGAAAAUGGUUUGCCAAGAAAAAGUGGAUUAGAUUCUUCAAAUUCCAAUUUCGGACUUACAGAAGACUCUAAUACAUGUUUUUCAACGGUUAGUGAUUCUCAAGGAUUAACAGACUUUUCUGCGCAUUUGGGAUUUUCAGAAGAUUCAAAUUCGCAAAAUAGCGAACCAACAUCUAAAAGGUUAAAGACUGAUUAAAACUUAUUCUAUGACUGUUAUUUGGAAACUGAGGUAUUUAGGAAAUCAUUUAUAUCUUUUACAAAUUUGCACACGAUAAAAUUACCUUUAAUCAUAAUUGUCGCCGAUCAGAUUGAAAGAACUGUAUUCAUUUUCCAUUUUAAUUCAUGUUUAGUUACAAGUUUCAUGUAUCAAAGAACAGAAUAAUUUUAUGAUAUUAUUUUUUUAUAUGUGCAUUUGUUUUAAAUUUCCAUAUUUCAAUUUAGAAACUAAAACAAUUAAUAGACUAAUAAAAAAAUUUCUGUUGAAUGUUCAGUCCGUUUUAAGAUCUGUUUUGAAGGAAAUAAAAGCACGUAAGAUCUCAUUAUUGAAAACGGAUUGUACAUUCUUAACAAUCAUUGUGUGAUCACAGUAUUAUUUCAUUCUUGAAGUAUAUACAACAUUUUUAUUUACCAAAUAGUUACAUCUUAAAAAAGUGAUUGCAAAACACAAAGCAUUGUAAUCAUAAAAAUGUACAAUAGAUAAUGGUACAUUUAUUUUUGCUGUAAAAUAGUAUCUCAAAAAUCUUAUAUAUAUGUAUACAUAUAUAUAUAGAUUAUUACAUUUAUCUGUAUGGUAUUUAUACUUUAAAAUAUAAUCAUAUGUUCCAUAGAUUUUGCUAAUUGACAAUGAUUGUACAUAUUUGAAAUAUCGUUUUCUUUUGCAAUUUAAUAUUCUAGGACAAAUUUGCAUUCCUUCAGAUUAUGUUAUAGCACCGUGUCAUGUACAAAAUAGGCUUUGACAUUUAUAAAUAAAACAAAGUAAUUGUGAACAUUUCAAUUUAUGUUUAUACAAAUUUUCUAAAAUGAAUAAGAAGACUGUUCAUGAAAUUAUAAUUGUCUUUAUUUCUUUGAGAAUUAUUAUACUUAACAUUUAUAAUAUUGAGUGUGUGUUUUGAAAUAAAACUAUUAUAUAAAGUAGAUAUUAUAACUUCUGUAUGAUAACUGUAUAUGAACUUUUAUUUACUAUUAUUUUAAUAUUUUCCACUUAUUAUAGGCUAUGCAAAGGAGAAUAUUUAACU
This is a messenger RNA of Nomia melanderi (Alkali bee), 1888 nucleotides long. It is a transcript of the gene BCL7-like, whose product is annotated as chromatin remodeling complex subunit BCL7B-like protein. Lineage: Eukaryota; Metazoa; Arthropoda; Insecta; Hymenoptera; Halictidae. The record is from RefSeq and is a predicted model, not a curated record.